This is a messenger RNA of Zalophus californianus (California sea lion), 2642 nucleotides long. RefSeq names its product glypican 2 (gene GPC2). The transcript is spliced from 10 exons. Bases 233 to 1996 code for a protein of 587 amino acids. Gene Ontology annotation, cellular component: plasma membrane; synapse; extracellular region. The record is from RefSeq and is a predicted model, not a curated record. Gene Ontology annotation, biological process: smoothened signaling pathway; regulation of signal transduction; regulation of protein localization to membrane. Lineage: Eukaryota; Metazoa; Chordata; Mammalia; Carnivora; Otariidae.
UUACCAUCAUUGGCGGGGCCCCGCCUCGGGCCCCGCCCCCUGUCCGGCUCCCUGCUCCCAUUGUCUCCGCAGAUGCCGCUUGGUCCAGCUAUCGUGCUCGGUGUUCAGUUUUCCGAGGUCGCGCUCUUUCUCUGCCCCGCGGAGAGGUCCCGCGGCAGAGAACCGGCUUCCCGAGUUCGGGCUGUUCUUUCCUUCUUAGGACACACUUUGCUGAACCAGGGCGGCAGCAGCUAUGUCCGCUCUGCGAUCUCUUCUGCUUCUGCUGCUGUCUCUGUGUCCCGGUCCUGGUCCUGGACCCGGGAGCGAGGCAAAGGUCACCCGGAGUUGCGUUGAGACCCGGCAGGUGCUGGGGGCCCGGGGAUAUAGCUUAAGCCUACUCCCUCCCGCCCUGAUCUCAGGUGAGCACCUCCGGAUCUGUCCCCAGGAGUACACCUGCUGUUCCAGUGAGAUAGAGCAGAGGCUGACUUGGGAGACUGAGACCACCUUCCGAGGCCUGGUGGAGGAGAGCAGCUCAUUCCUGGUUCACACGCUGGCUUCCUGGCACAGAAAAUUUGAUGACCUUUUUCGGGAGAUACUCUUGUCAUCUGAGCGCUCUCUGGCCCUGCUCUUCCACCACUCCUUCGGCCGCCUGUAUUCCCAGCACGCCCCUGUAUUCAGUGGCCUGUUCUCUCGGCUGCGGGACUACUAUGAGAGGUCCGGUGAGGGGUUAGAUGACGCUUUGGUGGAUUUCUGGGCACAGCUCCUGGAGAGAUUUUUCCCCCUGCUGCAUCCACAGUACACCUUCUCCCCCGACUACCUGUUUUGCCUCACUCGCCUCGCCUCCUCUGCUGAUGACUCUCUGAAGCCUUUCGGGGAUGCACCCCACCGCCUCCACCUGCAGAUAACCCGGGCCCUGGUGGCUGCCCGGGCCUUUAUCCAGGGCCUGGAGACCGGAAGAGAUGUGGUCAGCGAAACACUUAAGGUGCCCAUGUCUGAAGGAUGCAGGCAGGCUGUGAUGCGUCUGACUGGCUGCCCCCUCUGUCGGGGCAUCCCCUCGCUGCCACCCUGCCGGGGCUUCUGCCUCAAUGUGGCCAAUGGCUGUCUCCGAAGCCACGGACUGGAUCCUGACUGGGGGGCCUAUCUGGAUGGUCUCCUGUUCCUGGCUGAGAAGCUCCAGGGCUCUUUUUCUUUUGAGCUGGCAGCUCAGUCCAUUGGGGUGAGGAUCUCAGAAGCUUUGAUGUAUCUGCAGGAAAACAGUGUGGCAGUGUCAGCCCAGGUGUUUCAGCAAUGUGGGAACCCCCAACGGGUACAAGGCCGCAGCCGCCGAGCCCCAGCCCCCCCGGAAGAGGUGGGGCGCCUCUGGACCUCGGCGGGAGCGGUGGGGGCGGCAGGGGUGCCAGGUACGGAGGAGAGGCCCACGACGCCUGGGAGCACCAGCCUGAACCGCCUGGUGUGGGAGCUCCGCGAGCGGCUGGGCCGGGUGAGGGGCUUCUGGGCCGGGCUGCCUCUGGCCGUGUGCGGGGACCCCCGCAUGGCAGCGGACAUCUCGAAGGAGGCGGCUCCCUGCUGGACCGGAGCUGGGCGGGGCCGGUAUUUGUCGCCUGUGGUCGGGGUCUCCCCGUCCGAGCAGCUCGAUAACCCAGAGCUGGGCAAGGAAGACUCGAGCACCGACCUCCAGACGCGGAGGCGGCGGCUGCAGCUCCGGGCGGCGACGACCAGGAUGAGGGUGGCCGCGCUGGGACGCGACCUGGAACUGGACGACUGGGAUGAAGACGCCAGUGGUUCUGGAGAGGGACAGCACUAUGCAGAUGACUGGAUGGCUGGGGCAGCAGCUGUGGCCCCCCCAGCCAGGCUGCCUCGCCCUCCUCGAAGGGACGUUAGUGGGGGCAAGGGAGGAGGUGUCCUUGUCCGCCACAACCAGGGCAGGAGCAGGACUGGGGGGACAUCUGUUGGUUUUCACACCCAACCCAUUCUCAUUCUCUUCCUGUCAGCCCUGGCCCUGCUUGGACCAAGAUAACAGGGGAUGGGUGCCCUAGCAUCAGAAGGGUUCAUGGCCCUUCCCCUCCUCCCCCCUGCCCUUCAGCUGGGUCUGGGGAGGAAUCGAAGGGGGAUGCAGAGAGGUAGAGAAAGGGACUUUUUGGGUGAAUGGCUGGGGCCCCAAAUCCAGGAGAUUACCAUUGGUGGGUUGGGGGUGGGUGGGUGGGUGGGUGUUCACAAUAUUUAUUUUUUCAUUUACAGUCCGGGGAGGAGGGAGCCGGGCGUAUUUAUUUAGGAAGGAGGUGUACUCACCAACCAAGCCUCUAUGUUGGGCCAGUUGUCAGCCCCAACAAGGAAAAAGGGAGGAGUUUUAGAGUUGCCACUGGGGAUGGGGUUCGAAAGAAGCUGGAAGUGGGGAGGGGUGGGCCACCUGGGCUCAGAGGGACAAAGCUGGGUGCUGAUGGGGUGCAGGGCAGGGGACUAGGGUAUGUGAAUAGGGUCAAGAUCUGUGGGCCUGGUUUCUCUGGAGUUUUCUCAGUAUCAAUUUCUUAAAACUAAAAUACCAAAAAGAAAAAAAAGAGCUCCUCUCAUGAUCUCUGUCAUCCACAUCCUUCACAAGCUUCCACACUUCAUGCUUCAGUGUUGGAUUCAGUGUUUAUUCCACAAAUAAACAGCUAACGUAUUGA